AUGCACCACACCAGCCAUGAUGGAGGCAUGGACUUCGUCACGCUUGGCAUGUUCAUCAUCGACGACAUCUACCCGCCCCCAACAUCCCCCACCCAGCAAGCGCAACUCAAUGUUAUAGGCGGCGCGGGAACCUACUCAGCCAUCGGCGCGCGUCUCUUCUCCCCACCGCCGAAGUCGAGAUCUGUCGGCUGGAUUGUCGACGCAGGCACAGACUUCCCACCCUCCCUCCUAACCGCAAUCCGUUCUUGGCAGACCGGCGCCUUGACCCGCUCUCGCGACGCCCCCACAACCAAAGGCUGGAACGGCUAUUCAGGCAACGAGUCUCGCGCUUUCCAGUACUUGACCGACAAGAAGCGUCUCACGGCUGAUGAUUUGACGCCAGAACUGCUGGCGAGUAGAAGCUUUCAUUUGAUCUGUAGUCCCGGCAGAUGUGUUGAUCAAGUCAAUGGAAUCUCAAGUCGGAGACGAAAGGAACUUGGGGAGGAUGCCCAAAGGCCGAUCUUCGUGUGGGAACCAGUCCCGGAUCUAUGUGUGCCUGAGGAACUGGAGAAUACGUAUGAGGCAUUGAAGUAUGUCCAUGUCGUGAGCCCGAACCACGAAGAAUUGGCAAAUCUGUUCGGCGUAAAGCAUGGCGAGGGUGUAGAUCGAAGUAUGGUUGAAGAGCACGCGACGAAGUUGGUUGAGAGGGGCAUUGGACCUGACGGUGAUGGCGUUGUUGUGGUGAGGGUUGGUGCUGAGGGAUGCUUGGUGCAGACGAGAACAGUAAAGCAGUGGCUGCCGGCUUAUCAUCUGGAUUCGAGCAAGGUAGUUGAUCCUACUGGUGGCGGAAACGGCUUCCUUGGUGGGCUGUCAGUGGGUCUGGUGCGGACGAAUAAGGAUGUAGUUGAGGCUGCGAAAUGGGGAAGUGUUGCGGCGAGCCUUUGUAUUGAGCAAGUCGGUAUGCCGAGUCUGACGAAGGCAUCGACUGAUGGCAAGUCAGAGAAGUGGAAUGGUGUCAGUGUGCCAGAAAGGCUAGAGGAGUUCCAAAGACGUACUGCAUGA
Molecule: messenger RNA, 1041 nt
Organism: Fulvia fulva
Lineage: Eukaryota; Fungi; Ascomycota; Dothideomycetes; Mycosphaerellales; Mycosphaerellaceae
Exons: 2
Coding region: 1-1041 (346 amino acids)
Source: RefSeq, a predicted model, not a curated record